GUGGUUUGGACACCGAGCAGUGAAGCUGGUCACCAGAGCCCAAAGAAAAAGGAGGAGCGCUGUCAUGGCGGCCAAGGUGGUGAUGGUGGCCGUCCCGGCGGUGCUGGGAAUAGCCUCCAUCCGUGUGUACACUGUGAGUGAAGCCCCCGCUGGUGGUUUGGUGACUCGAGAAAAGCUGAACAUCUACACCCCGCUGUCACAGUCCGCUGAGGUUCAGUUUGUUCCUGAGAGCCCGGGUGUUAUCGAGAGUGGGUUAACUGCAGCCAGAGAGAGCAUUCUGCCAUUUGCCCUGGCUGUAAAGGGUUCCUGUGUGUCUGUGAAAAGACAAAGUGUUAAUCUAUAUCAUUCAGGACAAGAUGUAUUCUAUUACCUGAAAGACCCUCCCCCAGGUUUUCUACCCAGAUUGGGCACCAUCACUAUGGCUGGCCUCCUUGGCAUGUUCUUGGCGCGGAAAGGCUCUCGUUUCAAGAGGGUGGCUGUUCCACUGGGCUUGAUGAGCGCUGGAGUGUCAGUGUGUUACCCAGCCCAAGCAGUGGCUGUGAUUAAGGUGACGGGUAGGAAGGUUUACGCUGCAGGGCAGUGGAGCAGUGCUGCUGUGUCUUCACUGCUCACCCCAAAGCCUCAGGAGCCUGUCGCCAAAGAGAUCAGUGCUUCACAGCCAGAGUCUGCCACAGUGUCCAGUCCAGAGUCUGCAGUGGUCGAAGCUUUGGAGGUCAGCUCCGACACAGACAUCAGCUCAUCCCAAAGUGCUACGAUACCAGAAACAGAGGUGGAAUCAGCAGAGUCUGUUCCUUCCUCUGAUGAACCCAUCACUGCUGUCAUAACAAAAGAGGCAUCAUCUGUAACACUAACAGAGAUCUCCCCCGACGAGGCCCCGACAGAGACAAACACAGAUCCUGUGGUACAGUUAGUGCCGGCAGAAACUGAAGCCGCUCCUCCCUCCGAGGAACUACCUGCCUCUGUUGAAAACGAAGCGCCAUCAAAUACAAAACAAGCCCCUGAUGAGGUCUCAAAUGAAGCAAGCCCAGCUGAGUCCACGGGGAGCAUAGAGCCAGAGACGGGAGAGGCUGUCCCAGUCCAGUCUGCAGAGGGCGAGGUUGCUUCUUCCUCUGAAGAACUUCUCGUCCCUGUUGAAAGCAUUGAAGCAUCGGACACAAAGCAAGCACCAGAGGAUGUCUCGAAUGAAGCAAGCCCAGACGAGUCCACGGGGAGCGUAGAACCAGAGACGGAAGAGGCUUUCCCAGUCCAGUCUGCAGAGGGGGAGGUUGCUUCUUCCUCUGAAGAACUACUCGCCCCUGUUGAAAGCAAAGAGCCAUCGGACACAAAACAAGCACCAGAGGAUGUCUCAAAUGAAGCAAGCCCAGACGAGGCCACGGCGAGCGUAGAACCAGAGACGGUAGAAGCUGCCCCUGUCCAGUCUGCUGAGGUGGAGGCGGAUCCUUCCACUGAGGAACCACCUGUUCUUCAGGCCUCAGAUGAGCCAGCAGGGCCAGUCAUUGAAUCAGCUGAGCCUGAGUCUGCGGCUCAACCUGAGGUAGCCGACCAGUUUGCAGCUGCUGCUGUGGAGGAGACCCCCCCUCCUCCUGAGCAGCCUGCAGCAGAUCCAAGCAAAGGGGGCUCUGGUUUCAAGCCAGACCCUUCUCUGAUGGACUUCGGCCAAUCCAGCCCAGAGGAUGAAGACCUGUACAGCACACGCAGCUGAGACACCAGCGUUGGCUUCAGGAGAAACCCUCAUUCCCACACGGCCGUCUCAAGCAGCCUGACAAACACUCUGUAACAUUAUGCAGGGUAAAUUGGCAUUUUGCAAGCGAGCAUAGAAAGGGAAGUUUUUCAUCAAUAUUUCCAUCGUCAGUUUUUCUGCCUACAUCGUUUAUAUUUCCACAGAAAACAGCCAAGUACAUUUGCAUUGCAAAUAGCAGCGAGCUGUGGCAGGCGGUUUAUAUGGAAGGACCGAAACCUGGAAAAAAUAUACACCCACAACUAUUUACAAGUCUUUUAGUUCACAGAUGGCAGAUUGAGAACAUUUCUCUGUGUUUGUGUCUUUAACUAUAACUGGCUUUUUGUGCUGCAGCUUCUACAGUCACGAGUGCGUGGUGCUUUUAUUUAUUGUAAUUCAGCCCACAGCAUUGAAUUGCUGGAAUCACUGCAUUUGUGAUGGUAUCAUUUACAAGAUGGACUGAUGCUGUUCCGUUUUGUUGAAUCAAACUUCGUCUUCACUUGUUAAUUUUAAGAAGUCUAAAUAAAUCUAUAUUUUCGGGG
Messenger RNA from Pleuronectes platessa (European plaice), 2259 nucleotides. RefSeq names its product apolipoprotein O-like (gene apool). The transcript has 11 exons. Lineage: Eukaryota; Metazoa; Chordata; Actinopteri; Pleuronectiformes; Pleuronectidae. The record is from RefSeq and is a predicted model, not a curated record. Gene Ontology annotation, cellular component: MICOS complex. Bases 65 to 1702 code for a protein of 545 amino acids. Gene Ontology annotation, biological process: cristae formation.